AUGGGUCAGGAUGAGUCCUCCUUGAGCUAUGCCGGCCCGCCUGCCACCCUCACCGAGCGGAGCCUGGCUGCUGUCGCGGAGUACAUCAAGUCGGGUCGCAGCAAGCGGAUUGUCGUCUUGACUGGCGCUGGUAUCUCAACUGCUGCUGGAAUCCCCGACUUUCGAUCGCCAGGAACAGGCCUUUAUGCCAACCUUGCCCGUCUCAAUUUACCCUACGCCGAAGCCGUCUUCGACAUCUCCUACUUCCGCGAACACCCCGAGCCCUUCUACGUUCUCGCAAACGAAUUGUACCCCGGAAAGUUCCACCCGACCGUCUCGCAUGCCUUCAUCGCCCUCCUCGCCCGCAAGGGCCUUCUCCAGAUGCUCUUCACCCAGAACAUCGACUGCCUCGAGCGCGUAGCCGGAGUCCCCUCGGACAAGAUCAUCGAGGCGCACGGAAGCUUUGCGAACCAGCGCUGUAUCGAGUGCAAGGAAGAGUACCCGGAAGAUAAGAUGAAGGAGCACGUCUUUGGGGGCAAGGUUCCUCAUUGCGACAAAGAAGGCUGCAAGGGACUCGUCAAGCCAGAUAUUGUCUUCUUCGGCGAGCCUCUUCCCAAGGCAUUCGACAACAAUACAUAUCAAGUCGCCAUGGCGGAUCUGGUUCUGGUCGUCGGUACCAGUCUGAGCGUCUAUCCCUUUGCCGCUCUCCCAGGUAUUGCGCAGGAGGGUAAGCCCCGUGUGCUCUUCAACAUGGAGAGGGUGGGCCAGCUUGGCACUAGGUCAGACGACGUAAUUGAGCUGGGCGACUGUGAUGCUGGUAUUCGCAAGUUCGCUGAUGAGCUCGGCUGGCGCGACGAGCUUGAGAAGAUGUGGAGACAGAUCGUUGGUGAUGUUGAAGCGGAGAGACAGCUCAAUGGUAGAAAGAAGGAUGAGGUGCAGGACGAGAUUGAACGCUUGGCAGCUGAGGUCGAAGCGGUUGUUAUCGAUGAUGACAAGAACGAUACAAACGACACACAUGUCCAACAACCCAACGAAAGACAAGACGUGCCCCAAGAAUCGGAGUCUACUACGCACCACGAGGACCCCGUUGUUCCAGAACAGACUAAGAACGAGGCCGACAAGGAAGAACCAGCAAGUACACCAGCUCCUCUGGCCACCACAGCUACCACGGACGAGCCCAAUAAGUCGACCGAAGAACCCAAGCCUGAGAUUCCUGCGGUUGAAGCAGCCAAAACAGAAUCCCUUGUCCCAGAGCCACUAAAGCCAGAGACACCUAAGGAGGAGACAAGAGAGGCACCGAGAGAGGAGCCCACAAACGACAUAGCUACAGAAGGAGCUUCAAAAGAAGAAAAAUAG
Messenger RNA from Fusarium sp. VM40, 1335 nucleotides. Lineage: Eukaryota; Fungi; Ascomycota; Sordariomycetes; Hypocreales; Nectriaceae. The record is from the annotation of a GenBank genome assembly.